UGGAGACACACCCACACCCCUGUCAUCGAGACGUCUAAUGCCCCACAGAAACUUUUCUGGAUAGCUUCAAUUUCCACGUACGAUACCUACCUCGACAGUUGGACGAUUCCUGACGGGACCAAUUGAGCCACGGCCAUCGCGUCGCAAAUCACCAAAUCCUUGUCAUUCUCUUCAUCUGUAUCUUUAGCUUCAUACACCGCCUCAUUUGUCACCACAAUCAGCAAUCCGCGACAAUGGCAGCCUCCUCAAGAGGCAUGAGCCUCUGCCUCCUCCUCGCCUCCCGACCCGGACCCCUCUGCGCGACGGCGACAACCACACAACCUCUCCUCUCCCGCCGACUCUUCAGCUCCCUGAGCCUCCUCCGAUACGCCGCAAAACCCUCGCGCACGACAGCGAUCCCAAGCAACCUCACCCGCAGCGCCGUCUCCAAGCCUCCUCCUCCUCCUCCUCCGAAAUCUCCCCUCCCAUCAACGAACCCCGCGACAGCAACAACAUCACCAGGCGGUGGGACCGCAGGCUCAGCUUACGCCCUCGCAACACACUUUGCCCAGCGGCCCCAACCCACAGUCCUCUACGAAGCCGCCUCCCACCUCUGGAUGAAACUCUCCGCCUGGUCCGCCGCCACAAUGUUCUACUCCUACGCGGGGAUAAACUACUACUUCACCCUCCUCAACCCGCCCCCGGACCUCGCCUUCUGGGUCCCGCACGCCUUCGCCUUCAUCUGCGUCGCCACCGCCGGCUUCGGCUCCUACUUCCUCUUCAACGCCCGCAACAUUGUCAAGCUCAUCCGCGCCGUGCCCACCGCCUCUCUCGUAAAGUCCGCCGCCGCUGGCGGCGGCGGCAGCAAGACCGGUAAGGCAGCGGCUGAUGUUCUCCCCCUGGGCGUGACCAGCGCCAAAGCCACCCCCAUCGUCCUAGAAAUCACAUGCGAGCGCAUCCUCCCCGGAACCCCCAAGAAACUCCUCGUCGCGCCGGAGCAGGUCCGGAUCCCGGGCCGCAUCUACAGGCCCUUUAUCGCGCCCACGCCCGCCAUGGAGAGGGCCGCCGCGCGGCAGCAAAAGGUACAGGCGAAAGCCGACUGGGAGUACGACAAGAACCACCUCAUGACGACGCCGAUCCGGCACGCAAGUAAAGGGUUCAAGGCGGUGUGGUACGGCGUCCGGAGGGCCAUCACCAAGGAAGGUUUUAUGCGCAUGGAGGCUGGCGGGGAUAAGCUCAAGCUGGACGUGUUUACGGGCUGGGCGCUGGAUGAUGGGCGGGCUAUUGAUCGGCUGGUCAAGGUUGGAGCGUGAAAUAUGUGAUGAAUUGGUUGUGGAUGAGGGGGGGGGGAUUUUGCCCUGAUGGGUAGGUUAGCUGCUCUUCUAUCAUCGAGCGUGGUUGUACAAUAUUGUAUUAUGAUGGAGUCCCAAAGUAG
This is a messenger RNA of Colletotrichum godetiae, 1414 nucleotides long. RefSeq lists its product as uncharacterized. The coding region runs from base 234 to 1292 and encodes 352 amino acids. The transcript has a single exon. The record is from RefSeq and is a predicted model, not a curated record. Lineage: Eukaryota; Fungi; Ascomycota; Sordariomycetes; Glomerellales; Glomerellaceae.